GUUUGAUUUUGAUAUACAUUAUAAGUAGGUACUAUGGAAUUCAUAGAAAGUAAAAGUGGUAAGAAAAUGUUAGUUACUAUGGAAUUCAUAGAAAGUAAAAGUGGUAAGAAAAUGUUAGUUUUGGAUCAAUUUAAAUAUUAUUUUACCGCAAACAGAUGGAGAUGUUACAAAAAAGAUUGUUCUGCUAGUGUUUACCUCAAUGAAAAAAACGACGAAAUUGUAAAAAGAAAAGGAGAUCAUUUUCACGAUCCAUGCAAAACAAUCCAUAGGCAAAAAAUUUCAAUUGCGUGCAAAAGGAAAGCAAUUGAAGAUAUAAGUCAACGUCCAAAAAAAAUUAUAUUGUCUGAAGUAUAUUCAUCUAAUACUAAUGUCGAUAUAAAUACACAAGAUAUUUCUGCCAUUCGAAAAUGCAUUUACCGAGCAAGGCGUCAAACUUUACCAACAAAUCCAACUUGCAUAAGUGAAGUACAUGACGUUAUUGAUUUUUUAAAACCCAUCACUUCUAAAAAUGAGAACUUUUUAAUGAUUAAUGAUAUAAAUUCAAAUAUAAUUAUUUUUUCGUGCGAAACGAAUUUAAGCUUUCUGUGUAAAAGUGAAACAGUGUAUAUUGACGGAACCUUUUCAUAUUGUCCAAAUUUUUUUUUACAAUUAUUCACCUUACAUGGUUUUAUAAAUAAUCACUACGUUCCACUAGUAUUUUGUUUAUUACCCGAUAAAAAACAAGAAACCUAUUUCAAAGUAUUAAGUGUUAUAACAACUAAAUGUGAUGAAUAUAAUUUAAUAUUAAAUCCAAAAAUUAUAACGAUAGACUUUGAAAUAGCGAUUCAUAAUGCUGUCAAAUUAGUAUGGCCUAGUUGUGCCAUCAAAGGAUGUAGGUUUCAUUUAACUCAGUCGUGGUACAGAAAGAUUCAAGAACUUGGUUUAAUUGUCGAUUACAAACAAAAUAAUUGGUUAAAGCACACAUUUGGAUUGAUGUAUUUAAAUCCAGAAGAUGUAUCAGAUUGUUUUGUAUUUGAUUUAAUGUCAGACAUGCCAGAUAAUCAUAAAUAUUCCCAGUAUACUGAUUAUUUAUUAGAAACUUAUAUACACGAAAAUUCAAAAUUUCCUCCAAAAAUAUGGGCAUGUAUGACAGAAAGUUUAUCUCAGACAACAAACAAUUGUGAAUCAUUUCAUUCACACUUUAAUCAACAGUUCUACAAAUCACACCCAAAUAUAAGUAUAUUUUUAAAAAUUUUGGUUGAAAAUGUCCAGACGGACACUUACAUUAAAAUAAAUAGUGCCAAUUUAAAUAUUCCGAAUACACCGAAAAAUAAAUCAACUUUGUUAAAAUGUGCUAGGACUAGUAAGGCUAUAACUGAUUUUAAAAAUAAACUAAUAUCGCGUUAUUCGUACGUAAAGUGUGUUGCAUUCAAUUAUGUUAAAUAA
Molecule: messenger RNA, 1425 nt
Organism: Acyrthosiphon pisum (pea aphid)
Lineage: Eukaryota; Metazoa; Arthropoda; Insecta; Hemiptera; Aphididae
Exons: 2
Coding region: 34-1425 (463 amino acids)
Source: RefSeq, a predicted model, not a curated record